Molecule: messenger RNA, 817 nt
Organism: Aplosporella prunicola CBS 121167
Lineage: Eukaryota; Fungi; Ascomycota; Dothideomycetes; Botryosphaeriales; Aplosporellaceae
Exons: 2
Coding region: 300-758 (152 amino acids)
Source: RefSeq, a predicted model, not a curated record
GGUUGUCUGUUUAUUGUCGCGGCCAAGGCCGAAGUUUUCACAAGUCACAGUUGCAGUUGCAGUUACAGUUACAUUUUGCAUGCUUCGCCCGGUAUGCGUACCUGACGAGCGUGGCACUGUUAUGCGGGGUUGUUUUUGUCCCUGGCCCUGGCGUGUUGUAAGGUUGAAAUUGAGGUUGCAGUGAAAUAGGGGGCGCGCCGGCAUCUACUACGUAUAAUAUCUGAUGACGGUCGUCUGGGUGCGCGGUGGUUACUGGGUAUGAGGAUUUCCUUGCUAGGACCUUCCUGAACCUUUGCCCGAUGGUCGUGGAAAUCCUGCUCGAUACCUACUUCGUGCAGGCGUUGAGGGCUUACAACCCUUAUCAUCUACGUACGACAUGGAACGCCGGGCCCAGUCAGAUGCGCUUGCGGGAGGCUCCUCGACUUACUUGCGCCUGCCUGUCGGCAGCGACAUGCACUUAUGGUGACAUGCACUUACGCUGCACUUCCGACAUCGCGAUACUGCUCAAGCUCGUUCUCUCGCAGUCCGACCACCGCCAUGAACUUGAUCACGUGGCCGAAGAACCGGUCGCUCGCGUCAUGGACUUAUGUAGCGAGCAUUGCUUUUUGAGAAGGCGCGCUCGUGUCGGUGUCUGUGCUUGCGCAGGCGGCCUGACGGGCGUGCACCUGCAUGCGCCCACGCUGGGCCGCGGUUUUCCGCUGCUGCUUGCGUUGCGUGCUUUCCUUGCGGGUGCUGGGUGGCCUGUGGGCACUAACUAGGUAGGCUGGCGGUGACUUCGCUGCCCGCGGUGGCAUUGGAGCUGCUCGGCUGUUGUUGU